This is a messenger RNA of Pelmatolapia mariae (spotted tilapia), 1311 nucleotides long. Its product is annotated as SH2 domain-containing protein 7-like. Lineage: Eukaryota; Metazoa; Chordata; Actinopteri; Cichliformes; Cichlidae. The record is from RefSeq and is a predicted model, not a curated record. Gene Ontology annotation, cellular component: cytoplasm. Bases 1 to 1311 code for a protein of 436 amino acids. The transcript is spliced from 6 exons.
AUGAGGAUGGAGCAAAGGGACACAACAGGGGAUCCUAAUGCAGACGGGACUGAAGUCAGACUCAGAGAGCUGACAUCAAAGUGGUUCAUAGAGACUCAAGUGCCACUCAUGGUCAGCAACGGACUCCUUCCAGCUUGGUUCCUGGGCUUCAUCACAAGACGGGAUGCUGAAGAAAUUCUUAAAGAAAGGGAGCUUGGCUGUUUCCUGAUCCGUCUUAGUGAAAAGGCCAUCGGGUACAUCCUGUCCUAUAGAGGCAGGGAUCGUUGUCGACACUUUGUGAUAAACCAAAAUGAAAUGGGGCAGUUUGUAGUCUAUGGAGACACCGAGGUACACGACACAGUGCCCAGUCUGGUAGAUUACUACAAAACAAGCCCCAUUGAACCAUAUGGAGAGUACCUGACAAAUUCGUGUUUUGAGGCCCUGGAUGAAAACCUAUAUGAUGUUAUCCAGAUUAGCCCCAAAGAAAAACCUGUUGCCGCUGUCAGCGCUGUGAAGAACAGGCAACGAAAACAGACUAACUUGAGUUUAGAUGAGCAGCCUAAACGGCCACCAAAGGGCAACAGGACGCACGAGGAAGGUCCGCCCUUGCCUCGAAGGAGCAGGCACCUAGAUAGUGCCACCAUCAACGAGCAUGACGGGGUUUUGUACGCCCAGCUCAGGAAGCAGUCACCAAGGGUUACACCCAGAGACCAACACAUGCAUCAGGACAGUUUACCCAGACCUAAUUCGAGUUCGACUUCCAAGGAUCAAAUCAAUGGCAGAUGUAGUCCUCCGUCACAUCCAGAAUCCGUUUACUCGGAGCUCAGCAUCCUAGACAGCAAAAGCAGGUCUCUGCCACUCCUGGACAGCAGUUCUGACGGGGAGCAGUCUUACAGACUGAACGCACCUCCCGACACCCCUCCGAGACUUUCCCCCAGGCCAGUCAGACAAGGUAACGGCAGCAGCUCCCAGUCAGAGAGGACAGACUUGGGCAGCAGACCAAGCAGCAGCCACAGCCUGGACUACUUGAGUGAUAAUGCAGUUUAUCACCUGGCUGGCAGGCCCGGGAGCCCACACACUACGUCCUUUGACACUAGAUUGUCAAUACCAGAGGAGCGCACAGAUUCUGUGUAUGCCGAGGUCCCUGGCGAAGCCCCCGCUGACUUCACAUAUGAGCCGAUUCGCGGCCACAAGGAACCAAUCAACCCUAAAGCCAGCAGCAACACUUACGAGCCUCUGGAGGACAUGAGACGCAAACAGACCAACUCAUCCUGGGGAUUUAAGAACGACAAAUGGAAGUGGCUCUUCCCUGAGAACAAGAAGAAAUGGUAA